AUGGGAAACAUCUCUAGCCACGGUUCCAACAGCCGUCGUCGACACGGUUCCGCUUCACGGAGAACUCACCCACCGCCACCGCCUCCGGUAACACCUCAACCCGAAAUCCCUACACAUCAAUUUGUUUACCCUGCUGCCGCACCGUACCCGAACCCGAACCCUCCCAUGCAUUAUCCGCAGUAUCAUUAUCCUGGUUAUUAUCCACCGCCGGUACCUAUGCCACAUCCUCAUCAACAUCCUCAUCAUCAACAUCCUCAUCAACAACAGCAUCCUCAUCCGCAUAUGGAUCCCCGGUAUUACCCUUGCGGCCCGGUCAUGAAUCAACCUGCACCAUUUGUUGAGCACCAGAAAGCUGUUACUAUAAGGAACGAUGUUAAUAUUAAGAAAGAGACUAUUGCGGUUUCGCCUGAUGAGGAAAACUCUGGGUUCUUCCUUGUUUCGUUUACCUUUGAUGCCACCAUUUCUGGGAGCAUCACCAUAUUUUUCUUUGCAAAAGAAGAUGAAGGUUGCAUCCUCACACCGACCAAGGAAAACCAUCUUGCACCCGUGACUAUACAAUUCCAGCAAGGUCUUGGACAGAAGUUUAGACAGCAAGCUGGAACUGGUAUUAACUUUUCAACGUUUGAGGAGUCAGAUUUAUUGAAGGUGGGUGACAUGGAUGUCUACCCUUUAGCAGUGAAGGCAGAGGCAUCCUCUAAUAAUCAUGAUGAAUCAAAUGAAACUGUGGCAUCUGAUAAAACAAACUCUCAGAUAACUCAAGCAGUGUUCGAGAAGGAAAAAGGGGAAUUCCGGGUAAAAGUUGUUAAGCAGAUCUUGUCGGUGAAUGGCAUGCGGUAUGAGCUGCAGGAGAUAUAUGGUAUUGGAAAUUCAGUGGAGAGUGGCGUGGAUGACAACGACCAAGGAAAGGAGUGUGUGAUCUGCUUGUCAGAGCCUCGUGACACAAUUGUUCAUCCCUGCCGACAUAUGUGCAUGUGUAGCGGAUGUGCAAAGGUUUUGAGGUUCCAGACAAAUAGAUGCCCGAUUUGCAGACAACCAGUUGAGAGGCUUUUGGAGAUAAAGGUAGGGACUGAGGAGUAA
Molecule: messenger RNA, 1077 nt
Organism: Lathyrus sativus (Indian pea)
Lineage: Eukaryota; Viridiplantae; Streptophyta; Magnoliopsida; Fabales; Fabaceae
Source: the annotation of a GenBank genome assembly